This is a messenger RNA of Ochotona princeps (American pika), 1990 nucleotides long. It is a transcript of the gene FOXA2, whose product is annotated as forkhead box A2. NCBI's taxonomy places the organism in Eukaryota, Metazoa, Chordata, Mammalia, Lagomorpha, Ochotonidae. The record is from RefSeq and is a predicted model, not a curated record. Gene Ontology annotation, biological process: cell differentiation; anatomical structure morphogenesis; regulation of transcription by RNA polymerase II. Gene Ontology annotation, molecular function: DNA-binding transcription factor activity, RNA polymerase II-specific; RNA polymerase II cis-regulatory region sequence-specific DNA binding; protein domain specific binding. The coding region runs from base 372 to 1811 and encodes 479 amino acids. The transcript has 2 exons.
CAGCGCACGCUUCCCGCCGCCGCCUCCCGGCAGCUCGCCACUGCCAGCAGCAGCCUCCCAGCCGGCAGCCCGAGAGCGGGCCCCGGACCGAGGGCGCUGCCGACAGCCGGGCGGCCCCGGGUCCCGGGCCUCCCGCGCUCCUCCGCCCCCUCCUCCCGCGCCACCCACCACCCCUCCCGCCCGCCCACUUCCAGCUACCGCCUCUCCGGCCGGCCGGCGCGCGAGAGGGAGUGGAGCCCAGGGCGAGCGAACGCGAGCGAGGGAGGAGGAGGAGGGAGGGGACCCGGCCUCGGCCGAGAUUUUUUUUUUAAGAGGGUGGGGGUGGGGGCGAUCGCUGGUCGUUUGUUGUGGCUGUUAAAUUUUAAACUGCCAUGCACUCGGCUUCCAGUAUGCUGGGAGCCGUGAAGAUGGAAGGGCACGAGGCGUCCGACUGGAGCAGCUACUACGCCGAGCCCGAGGGCUACUCCUCGGUGAGCAACAUGAACGCCGGCCUGGGAAUGAACGGCAUGAACACCUACAUGAGCAUGUCCGCGGCCGCCAUGGGCAGCGGCUCAGGCAACAUGGGUGCCGGCUCCAUGAACAUGUCGUCGUACGUGGGCGCGGGCAUGAGCCCUUCUCUGGCGGCGGGCAUGUCCCCCGGCGCGGCGGGCGCUAUGGCGGGCAUGGGCGGCUCUGCAGGGGCGGCGGGCGUGGCGGCGGGUAUGGGGCCGCACCUGAGCCCCAGCCUGAGCCCGCUCGGGGGGCAGGCGGCGAGUGCCAUGGGCAGCCUGGGCCCCUACGCCAACAUGAACUCUAUGAGCCCCAUGUACGGGCAGGCCGGCCUGAGCCGCGCGCGCGACCCCAAGACGUACCGGCGCAGCUACACGCACGCCAAACCGCCCUACUCGUACAUCUCACUCAUCACCAUGGCCAUCCAGCAGAGCCCCAACAAAAUGCUGACCCUGAGCGAGAUUUACCAGUGGAUCAUGGACCUGUUUCCCUUCUACCGGCAGAAUCAGCAGCGCUGGCAGAACUCCAUCCGCCACUCGCUCUCUUUCAACGACUGCUUCCUCAAGGUGCCACGCUCGCCCGACAAGCCUGGCAAAGGCUCCUUCUGGACCCUGCACCCGGACUCGGGCAACAUGUUCGAGAACGGCUGCUACCUGCGCCGCCAGAAGCGCUUCAAGUGCGAGAAGCAGCUGGCGCUCAAGGAGGCCGGGGGCGGCGCGCCCGGAGGCGGCGGCAAGAAAGCGAGCGGCGCGCAGGCCGCGCAGGCCUCGCAGGCGCAGCUCGGGGACGCCGCUGGGCCGGCCCCCGAAACGCCGGCGGGCACGGAGUCGCCUCACCCGAGCGCUUCCCCGUGCCAGGAGCAUAAGCGAGGCGCGCUCGGGGAGCUGAAGGGGACACCGGCCGCGGCGUUGAGUCCCCCGGAACCAGCACCCUCACCAGGGCAGCAGCAGCAGGCGGCCGCGGCCCACCUGUUGGGCGCGGCCCAUCACCCAGGCCUGCCGCCCGAGGCCCACCUCAAGCCGGAGCACCACUACGCCUUCAAUCACCCCUUCUCCAUCAACAACCUCAUGUCGUCGGAGCAGCAGCACCACCACAGCCACCCCAGCCACCACCAUCCACACCACCACCACCACCAGUCCCACAAAAUGGACCUCAAGGCCUACGAACAGGUGAUGCACUACCCGGGCUAUGGCUCUCCCAUGCCCGGCAGCUUGGCCAUGGGGCCCGUCACGAACAAAGCGGGCCUGGACGCCUCGCCCCUGGCAGCCGAUACCUCCUAUUACCAGGGGGUGUACUCCAGGCCCAUUAUGAACUCCUCUUAAAGAAGAUUGAUUCAGGCACGGCUGGGGCAAGGAAAAGAACUGGAGGAGAGAGAGAGAGCGAGGCAGUGGCUGGAGACUUUAGGAAGAUGGAGGAGGUUGGACCGAUGUGCACAGCCACCCCCCAGGACAAGUCCUCCCUCACCUCCCAAAGCUGUCCUACAUUGGAAAGGGGAAGAAAA